AGCCACAAAAUAUUACGGUUCACAAAAUGGACGAAUAAACAAGGAAGUAAAAGUAACUUGGUCGAGUUUUUACUUCCUACUUGCUCGAAACUUCAGAAUGAGUGACUAUUAUGAUGACGAUGAGCAUGGUGAUUCCAUAUACGCAAAUGACUUGACAUCAGAGCUGCUAAAUGUUCAGGAGUUAUUGAAAUCAAAAUCACUUGAAGAGCUUCUCAAGGAAGAUCGUGAUAACAUAAAAGAGAAGGAAAAAGAGAAACAGUGGUAUCAUGGACGAAUAGCCCGAGACGUUGCAGAGGAAAUUUUGAAAAAAGGACUUUUAAAACAUGGACAUCUUGAUGGUUUGUUUUUGGUGCGAGAAAGCUCCUUCUCUUCCUCAAGUUUUGUGCUGUCUUUAUAUAGUAAAGGCAUUUUCUUCCACUUCCAAAUUAAUGAGGUCAAAUCAGCGCACUUCAGCAUUGAUCAAGGUCCCACAGUUCAUGGACUUGAUAGGUUGAUACAAAAUUAUCAAGAACAAGCACAAGGGCUACCAACACAUUUGACACAGUUCUGUAAAUGUAAGCCUCCGCCAGACGAACAGAGAUACAGUGGCUUUACCAACCUUCUACACAGGGCGGUUCUAGAAAAUAUUCCGGACGUAGUGAAGCAAAUUUUAGAUAGCAAAUACUGUCCAUCAGUGAAUGCCAAAUCUGAAUGGGGUAUGACUGCGUUACAUGAUGCUUGUUACUAUGGUUUUGAAGAUAUAGCUGAUUUACUUAUACGACAUGGGGCCAAUGUUAAUUGCUUUGAUAAAGAUGGUCAAACGCCUCUACAUAGAUGUUGCACAGGUAACAAGGCUGGUAUUAUAUCUAUACUGAUACAAGAAGGAAAUGCCAAUGUGAAUGAGAGGAACCCAAAGAGUGGUUGGAUACCAAUACAUCAGGCUGCCUUCAAAGGAUACCUAGACUGUAUCAAGAUAUUACUAGAUUACCAUUCUCCAUACCUGCCUCGAGCAGAUGACGAUACCACGCCACUCGAUCUUGCUGAAAACUACGAACACUCCGACUGUGUAACAGAAAUAGAUCAAUUUGAACAACCAAAAGUGAUCACCCACAAGUAUGAUUGGUUUCAUCCUGAGAUAGAUAGACCGGGAGCCCAAAAGUUGUUAGAGUUAAAAGGUCUGAGAGAAGGGCUGUUUCUUGUAAGAGGUAGCAAGAAAAACCUAGAUUGGUAUGUGCUUACGUUAUGCCAUGACCAAAAAGUGUUCAACUAUGAAAUCAAAACAAAGAAUUACAGAGAUCGGCACAUGUUCUUUAUAGAUGAUGGACCAUUUUAUAAAAGUUUAGAACAUCUUAUACAGUACUAUAGUUACCAUGCCAACGGUCUGCCAUGUGCCUUAACAGUAUCCGUAAAUACAACUAGAGAACUGGUACAAAUAUCAAAAGACGAUGAAUACUUCAACUUGGUAGACACUUCAAACAGAUACCCAACAAACGUAUCACCAGCAUUGCCACCACGACCCGAGUCUUUAGACAUGACGUACACGGAAAGUGCCUCGGGCCCUGUGUCAAACAACGCCCAUCAACAUGCCCCACCAAUGCCCCCGUCUCCAACACCACCCAUGUCUAGUCCUCCGCCACCACCAAACCAUCCACCACCUAUCAGCAAACAGCAAAGUAUUACAAAACAACCGGAGGUUUCAUUACGACAGAUUGAAAGAAAACUCCUCUCAUUAGGUAAAGAGAUAGGGCAAGGUGAGUUCGGGUCUGUAGUGAAAGGUGUUUACAAGAAGAAAGGGACGGGAAGGGGGAAGACAGAGAAAACAGACGUAGCUAUAAAAUUGUUCCAUAAAACAGCCAUCAAUAACCAGGAGGAUUUUCUGAAGGAGGCUAGGACCAUGCAACAAUUAGAACACCCUUGUAUUGUCAACUUUAUUGGCAUCGCAGAAUCAGAAAACCAUGAACUUAUGCUGGUAGAGGAAUAUAUAUCAAUGGGGUCCAUGCUUGAUUAUCUGAUAGACCAUCGAGACAAUAUACGGAAGGUUGACCUAUAUUUGUGGGCAGCCCAGAUCGCCCUCGGUAUGAUGUAUCUAGAGAAGAUGAAGAUGGUACACCGAGAUUUGGCCGCGCGUAAUAUAUUACUGCAGAGUAAAGAAAAGGCAAAGAUAAGUGAUUUUGGUUUAUCAAGAGCUGUAGGAUCAAACAGUGAUUACUACAAGGCUACUACAGGGGGAAGAUGGCCAAUUAAAUGGUAUGCCCCAGAAUGUGUGAACUACGGUCAUUUCUCACAUGCUAGUGAUGUAUGGAGUUUUGGCGUGACAUUGUGGGAGAUGUUUUCUUAUGGAGAACCACCAUAUGGUGAUAUGAAAGGAAUUGAGGUGAUAAAAUAUAUUGAAGAGGGAAAACGUCUAGAACAACCGGACAAGUGCCCCAAAGUUGCGUACGCACAGAUGUUAAAGUGUUGGAACAAAGAGCCGCGGGAGAGGCCGACAUUUCAAGCAUUAAACGCACAUUUUGAGGGCGAAAAUGAAUAUUCCUGCACCAGAGAUAUUAUGAGGACACUAAGAAAUUAAAAUCGUUAAACAAAAAAGGAUGAAAAUAACUGAAAUAUUAGAUAUAUUUCUUUGUUUAUUGUACAUUGUUGUUUUUUAAAUAACUGAGGAACUGUUUGCCAAAUAUAAUAUAUAUAUUUUGUUGUUUACUUCUCUAACAACUGAACAAUGAUAUUGAUAAACACUUAUCCUUAGGAGAAGGGGAAAAAUAACACAUAAAUGGUGGUAUAUGUCUGUUUGUUGGACAUUUAUUUCAUAUUUAUUUUUUAGAAUCAGGCACCAUGCUCUAAAGGUUAAGGAUUUGUAAUUUCCUCUUUGGUUAAUGUUUAUUGGCUGAACAUCUAUGUGAAGGUGAUCUUAAAUUGACAUUAGAUGAUCUUUUCAAGAUUUGAUCCUGAAAUUUUCUUUGUGAACACAUUUGCAAGGAUUUAUAAUUUCCCUGAGAUAAAUCGCCAAAAAUAGAAAUUGUUUAUAGACCUCUAUUAGUCCAAAAUUUAACAUAGAGGAGAAAGGUGUUUUUAUUGUAAAUGAAAAAAGUAAUAUAUUGUUAUGUUAUGUAUAAGAUUAGACUUAUUGUUAUAUAAAGAAAUGAUUUUAGUUGUGAUGUGAAAAAACAACAACAAAUUUGUCAGAUUUUUAUUCAAAUGAAUUGCGGGAAGGGAGUGUUUUGUUGUCAUACAUCUUUUCUUUUAAAUGAAAUUUUGAGAUAACAUUUAAGAAUUAAGACCUGUUGUCAGUCAGACAAAUAUUGAAGUAUUUGAAUAUUGUACUGGAAGAUAUGUAUAUAACAGAUUUUUCUAAUUAUCUAUAUGUAAUUGUUAUUGUAGAGUAUAAGCUUUGCUUCGUAUUAAAUAUUUACCUUUUUAAGUUUGAAUGGGAUUCAUACAAGAUUAUUCGUCUACCAAUUUACUAGAUACGACGUAGAUGUCGACUUAGAUGGUAAAAGUUGACCUAGAAAAUCAAUUUUGACUUUGGAAAUAAAAGUUAACCUAGAAAAUCACUUUUGACCUAGAAAAUCAAAGUUGACCUAGAA
Molecule: messenger RNA, 3560 nt
Organism: Ruditapes philippinarum (Manila clam)
Lineage: Eukaryota; Metazoa; Mollusca; Bivalvia; Venerida; Veneridae
Product: tyrosine-protein kinase HTK16-like
Exons: 18
Coding region: 98-2548 (816 amino acids)
Biological process (GO): innate immune response; cell surface receptor protein tyrosine kinase signaling pathway; cell differentiation
Cellular component (GO): extrinsic component of cytoplasmic side of plasma membrane
Molecular function (GO): ATP binding; signaling receptor binding; non-membrane spanning protein tyrosine kinase activity
Source: RefSeq, a predicted model, not a curated record